AUGGAAUCCAUCAACUAUGGUAAUGAGUUUGAGCUCUACGAUUUGAAGAAUUGCUGGUGCAAGGAGUUGCAAGAAACUUCUCAGUUAAAUCCAUUGGUCAAAGAGUUGACAACAAGGAUUAGUCUCGGUGUGGAUACACAUAGUACCUUCGUACCAUCGAAGGAGAAAGCUUUAUUCACUAGGGUACUCAGAGUAGAUGGGGUAGAAGAUUCUCCAAAAGAGUAUUUGAAAGUCCAUAAUGAUGCACGAGCAAACGUUGGGGUUCCUCCGCUGAAGUGGCAUGUGAAAUUAGCAAAAGAAGCUCAAAAGCAUUUGAUUAAAUUCAUCCAUAAUUGUCUCAUGGGAAAAAUUCAGCCAAUCCCAAACCCUUACUACGGCCAGAAUGUUGCGUGGAAUUUGGCAUCCGAUCACUUUACGGGAGCAAAAGCGGUGGCGAUGUGGGUUGCCCAGAAAAAAUACUACGACUAUAAAUCCAAUUCGUGCAUUGGUGGUGAUUGUGAAUUCUACACUCAAGUUGUUUGGAGAAACACUACUCAUGUUGGGUGUGCUGCAGUUAAGUGCCAGAAAUGCCAAAUGAAAUGCACCCUUGUUGAGCCAAAUCAUGACGGAUCAUUCGGUAACUCUCAGGCCAACCCCACCAAUGCCGAACUUAUGACUACUAAUACUGCUUUACAGGCAAAAAAUGAACGCAUGACCGAACUAUUAGCAGCUAUGCAGAAUAACAACGAGGAGAAGAAUGACAAAAGGAAAGCCUAG
Molecule: messenger RNA, 756 nt
Organism: Arachis stenosperma
Lineage: Eukaryota; Viridiplantae; Streptophyta; Magnoliopsida; Fabales; Fabaceae
Product: pathogenesis-related protein PRB1-3-like
Exons: 4
Coding region: 1-756 (251 amino acids)
Source: RefSeq, a predicted model, not a curated record